UGUAUACCAUAGUAAUGCCCAAAAACACACGCUUCGGAACUGUGAGAGGACCGUCAUCGUUUGUUUGGCGUGCCAAGCGAAUAGGUAGCCCAGUUCAGCCACAGGCAUAUGCAGCCCACUCCCUACGCUACACUGUACGUAUGCAGCCAGUCCCGGUGUUUUGCCAUGUGGCAUUGCCGACUUCGCCCACGAUCCCAUGAUCCCACAGCCCGCGCCUGGACGACGCACACUUC
Colletotrichum navitas is the source of this 233-nucleotide messenger RNA. RefSeq lists its product as uncharacterized. The transcript has a single exon. Bases 15 to 200 code for a protein of 61 amino acids. NCBI's taxonomy places the organism in Eukaryota, Fungi, Ascomycota, Sordariomycetes, Glomerellales, Glomerellaceae. The record is from RefSeq and is a predicted model, not a curated record.